Messenger RNA from Grus americana (Whooping crane), 5011 nucleotides. It is a transcript of the gene SP4, whose product is annotated as Sp4 transcription factor. The coding region runs from base 510 to 2849 and encodes 779 amino acids. The transcript has 6 exons. NCBI's taxonomy places the organism in Eukaryota, Metazoa, Chordata, Aves, Gruiformes, Gruidae. The record is from RefSeq and is a predicted model, not a curated record.
CGAAGAGGAGGAGGAGGAGGAGGAGGAGGAGGAGGAGGAGGAAGACGAGGGCCCUUCGCCUGCCCCGCUGCCUGCCGGGGCCGGGCUCACGGGGCGUCGCGUCCCGCCCCCGACCCGCCUCCUCUGCCUCCGGCGUGGGGAGCCGGGCUGGGGCGGAGAGGGGCGGCCGAGAGGCUGGCGGCUGGGCUCGGUUUCCUGCUCAGUGGGCGUCAGUUAGGCCCCGGCGGGCCCCGCCCCCGCCGGCGCUCGCCCGCCCUCCCCCUCGCCGCCCGGCCGGCCCGCAGCUGUCACUCAAGGCGGCGGGCUGAGGCCGGCGGCGGCGGCGGGCGGAGAGAGAGGCAGCUACGCCACAGCCCAGCGGCGGCCAUUCGUGGAAAAAUAGGCCGUCCCGCUCCUCCCAGCUCCGGCUGCGACCGGCCUUCUCCCCGCUACCCCCACCCCACCCUCCGCCUCCUCCUCCUCCUUCUCCUCCCCCCUAGAGCGGCGCCUCAGCGGGGCAUUAAUGCGGGAUGAGCGAUCAAAAGAAGGAAGAAACUAUGCCCACAGAGGGAGAGAAAUCUCCCGAGGCAGAGAAUAACAACAAUAAUAAUAAAAAAGGGAAAACUGGAGGCUCACAGGAUUCUCAGCCUUCACCUCUUGCUUUGCUAGCAGCCACUUGCAGCAAAAUAGGAACUCCUGGUGAGAAUCAAGGAACUGGACAGCAGCAAAUUAUUAUAGAUCCAAAUCAAGGUUUGGUGCAGCUUCAGAAUCAGCCACAGCAGUUAGAACUGGUAACAACUCAGCUUGCUGGAAACGCUUGGCAGCUUGUUGCUGCUGCUCCUUCUGCUUCAAAAGAAAAUAACGUUGCUCAACAAGGAUCUUCUGUUGCCUCGAGUGCAGCAAGUCCCUCCAGCAGUAACAAUGGAAGUACAUCUCCUUCAAAAACCAAAUCGGGCAACUCUUCCGCAACAACGCCUGGACAAUUCCAAGUCAUUCAAGUACAAAAUCCAAGUGGUAGUGUCCAAUACCAAGUGAUCCCACAGAUCCAGACAACAGAAGGUCAACAACUUCAAAUCAAUCCAUCUAAUACUACUGGUCUACAAGACAUACAGGGUCAAAUUCAGCUUAUUCCUGCAGGGAAUAAUCAAGCUAUCCUUACAACUGCAAAUAGGACAGCUUCGGGGAAUGUUAUUGCUCAAAACCUAGCAAAUCAGACAGUUCCAGUCCAAAUCAGGCCUGGUGUUUCCAUACCACUGCAACUGCAAACUAUUCCUGGUACUCAGGCACAAGUCGUAACAACGUUACCUAUAAACAUUGGUGGGGUAACCCUGGCAUUACCUGUGAUAAACAACGUGGCAGCUGGAGGUUCGGGUCAAGUUGGCCAGUCUACUGAGAGUGGAGUUUCCAAUGGAAGUCAGCUAGCGUCUACGCCUGUCACUUCUGCCUCUGUUAGUACAAUGCCAGAGUCUCCUUCCUCGUCUUCCACCUCUACGACCACUGCCUCAACAUCUCUAACUAGCAGUGACACGCUAGUAAGCUCUGCAGAAACAGGCCAGUACGCAAGCACAGCAGGCAGCAGUUCAGAGCAGACAACUGAAGAACCUCAAACGACUGCUACGGACUCUGAGGCCCAGAGCUCCAGUCAGCUUCAGUCCAAUGGACUACAGAAUGUCCAGGAUCAGUCGGGUUCCCUUCAGCAGGUCCAAAUCGUAGGUCAGCCUAUUCUGCAGCAGAUACAGAUCCAGCAGCCUCAGCAGCAGAUUAUUCAGGCCAUUCCUCCUCAGUCCUUUCAGCUCCAGUCAGGGCAGACUAUACAGACCAUCCAGCAGCAGCCUUUGCAGAACGUCCAGCUGCAGGCAGUGAGUCCAACUCAGGUGCUCAUCAGGGCUCCAACUUUAACACCAUCAGGGCAGAUCAGCUGGCAAACUGUACAGGUUCAGAAUCUGCAGAGCCUUUCAAAUCUUCAAGUUCAAAAUGCUGGGUUACCCCAACAACUAACCAUUACCCCUGUGUCUUCAAGUGGUGGCACAACCAUUGCCCAGAUUGCGCCAGUGGCCGUUGCUGGUACCCCCAUCACUCUGAACGCCGCCCAGCUUGCUUCAGUACCUAAUCUUCAAACAGUAAGUGUUGCCAACCUGGGUGCUGCAGGUGUUCAAGUUCAAGGAGUUCCUGUUACCAUUACCAGUGUUGCGGGUCAACAGCAAGGACAGGAUGGAGUUAAAGUACAGCAAGCCACAAUAGCUCCUGUUACCGUAGCAGUAGGUGGCAUUGCUAAUGCAGCAAUUGGUGCUGUUAGUCCUGAUCAGAUAACACAAGUGCAGCUGCAACAGGCUCAGCAAGCUUCUGACCAGGAGGUGCAACCUGGCAAGAGAUUGAGAAGAGUUGCCUGCUCAUGUCCUAAUUGCAGAGAGGGAGAAGGAAGAGGCAGCAAUGAGCCAGGAAAAAAGAAACAACAUAUCUGCCAUAUUGAAGGAUGUGGAAAAGUUUAUGGCAAGACAUCUCAUCUUCGAGCACAUCUGCGCUGGCAUACUGGUGAAAGACCAUUUAUAUGCAACUGGAUUUUUUGUGGCAAGCGAUUUACAAGGAGUGAUGAAUUACAAAGACAUAGAAGAACCCACACAGGUGAAAAGAGAUUUGAGUGCCCAGAAUGUUCUAAAAGGUUUAUGCGAAGUGACCAUCUCUCAAAACAUGUCAAAACUCAUCAGAACAAGAAGGGUGGUGGAACAGCCCUCGCUAUUGUUACCUCAGGAGAACUGGACUCUUCAGUUACUGAGGUUCUUGGUUCUCCAAGAAUUGUCACUGUUGCUGCCAUUUCUCAAGAUUCAAACCCAGCAACCCCUAACGUUUCAACAAACAUGGAAGAAUUCUGAAAGGAUCAUUUAUAUGGACGCCUAGUGCUGCACUUAUCCUUUCAGGAUAUGGAAGUGGGCUGGUAAAGUGGAUUACAGAGCAGGAAAUCAUGUUUUCAGUCAUGACUUCUGUAAGUGUUCCAGGUUGGAGGGUCAGCAUGGGAAGUGUACACCGGUGCAACAAGACAAAAAUUUCAAAAAUUUCAAAAAUACAAACAACGCAAAUUGAUGUACUGGAUAAACAGAUGGGGGAAUAUUAUUUCCAUACUGUACUUUUUUAGUUAUAUGUCUGUAUAUCAUGUAAUGAUUUUAAAUGAACUUCCCCUCCCUAUUUUAGCAUUGUAUAUUAAUGUGUUUAUAAAAUCAGAUAAUAUCAAUGUAAAACAGGGUGGACCUUGACUAGGAUUAAUAUCAUUUGAUGAAGGUACUUUGUUUUUAAAAUAAAUUUGUAGUAUUUUCAUGAGAACAUCCUUUUCCCAUAAGACACAGCAAAACAGAAUACAGAUUGAACUAUAGUGGAAAUAGUUUCGGGUUUUGCUCAGUUCAUAGAACACAUCAGUUGAUUUUGGCCGUCUUUUCUCAAGUUUUGGAAUUACUCGAAUAGCAGCUGGAUGAGCAUGCUGCAAAGUGGUUCUGAGGUGGACCUCAGAUUAAUUUUGACCACUACAUUAUAGUAGUGUGUAUAAAUGACAAUCAGUGACUUCUAAUUCCUCUCUUUGUUUGGAGAGCUAAGGUUAUGUAGAAUUAGUGUAUACGGUAGGAAAGAUAAAACCAUAGAAGAUAUUAACGUAAGAUUUUACAAAAGUAAUGGUAUCUUUAUGUAGGAUGAAACAUAAAUAUGGCAACUUUUGUGUCAGUUUUUGGUAUUUCAUUACAUUUUAGAACAUCCGUGGUCCAUUUCUAACUCAUAGGUAACAUGAAUCAUAAAAACUCAAUCUUAAGUAUUUAAAUGUUUUAAUUUCUUUAGAAUUCAUGGAAAUUAAUCAGACAAUUGAGUGUUGUAGCUCAUUCUCCAGUAUCUUUUCUGUGUAAAUACUAGUUAUUAUGUUGUGGUUAAUGUGCUGAGUUCUUUAUGCUUUGACUUAAUAGCCAAAGAAAAGAAUUAAUUAUCACAUUUUAACCAAAAAAAGGUAUUGAAAGUAAACAUUUUCUCUCUUUUCCCCUAAAUAUUACUGUCUUUAUUUUCUCUUCAAGGAUAAUCUGUGGGCUGGUAAUAAAUACCUGUUACCUAUCAAGUCUUACAUUGAGCCUCCAACCACAAAUCAAAUUGGGGAAAGAGGAAUAUAGUUAUCUUUUUACUACACGACUUCUGAUUUCAAAGGUUCGGUUACAUUUGCAGAUGUGCCAGUUUCAUAAGAGUAUAGAGGAAAUGAAAAACAAUAACAACAAAAACAAACUGCAUUUCGUAUGUGAAAACUCCAGUAUGUACAAGGAGGAAAGAUGGCCAAAUAUUUCAUACUCAGGAUUUUUAAUUACUUCCCAUAGGCAUAAAUGUAACCUUUUACACAUACAGUCAUUUGGUAAUAAUUGUCGUGACCAAUUUUUAAAAAAAAUUUAUACACCAAAAUAUUUUUGAUGUAACUAAAGGAAGUACAGUGCAACAAGGAUAAGUCUGGGUUUUUUUUUUCCCUGCAAAUUCCAAAAGGAAGAAUGUGUUUGGUAGCUGUUGGUUUGAGAGACAUGACAAAUAUCUUGUGCAUUCCCUCACAAAACAUAUACUUCUCAUCUGAAUACUUUAUCAAUCUUGUGGUGUUUUCUGUAUUUUUGAAGCAAGAGAAAUACCAAUCAUUGUUUACACUGUGUACACUUUAGGCCAGCCCUUUGUAGCAAAAUACUAAGCUGAAGGUAUUUUAUACUUUCAGUUUACAUAAAAAGCUUUGAGAUUAAAGAGAAACAAUUUUACACUGUGGUUAUAAAUUUCAAGUUUCUUAAAGCUUUUGUAGACUUGUAAGAGAGUCUUUAAAUUUUAGUUGGGUUUUGUACAUUAUUUUGUAUAUUUUAUUUAAAGUACUCUUAACUGAUGUAUCUGGAUUUAAAACAUCAGAAUCAAUUAGAUGUGACAUUUAAUACAGAUGAACAUUAGGUAGUAUUAACUGUUAAUUUUAUUAUAUAGGAAAUGAAACGUCAAAUAUAUAUUUUAUCAUUAUGCUUCACAAUCAGUGCUAUAAAUUUCUUUAUGCAAA